UAUAAUGCAAGGGACCUCCUUUUUAACCACAAACCGAAUUUUCGUUCAUUUAGACGAUAUAUACUUUUUAAAUUGCUCCAAAGUUGUAGGAUUUUUUUGGAACGCAUUUCGCCCUGGAGCGGUACGCCAUGCUCUCUCACGCCGACCUCCUGGAUGCUCGGCUCGGUGAGUUAUCAUCACUAAACUCCGGCCCUAAACUCCAGUGGAUGAAGGAUGCUGCAGAGUUACUCGGACACCGAGAGGCUCUCAAGUGCCGGCUGGGAGGUGGUGUGCCAGACCAGGGGCAUCCGGGAGACAUGGCCCCUGGUUCAGACUCUGUGGAAGGGACCACUCUCCUGCCGGGAGAAGACAUCGCCACAGUGGGAUCCAACUCUGCCGGCAUGCCGGUGAACGGGAAGGAGCAAGAGAAGCAGCAGCAGCAGCCGCAACAGAACUCCGGCCAGUCCGCCAGCCAGCAGAAACAGAAGCGGCACAGGACGCGCUUCACGCCGGCGCAGCUCAAUGAGCUGGAGCGCAGCUUCGCCAAAACCCACUACCCCGACAUCUUCAUGAGGGAGGAGCUGGCGCUGAGGAUCGGCCUCACCGAGUCCAGAGUUCAGGUCUGGUUUCAGAACAGACGCGCUAAGUGGAAGAAAAGGAAGAAGACUACCAAUGUUUUCCGCGCGCCCGGGACUCUGCUCCCAACGCCGGGCCUGCCGCAGUUCUCCACCAUGGAGAACAGCCUGUGCUCCUUUCACGCCAACGACUCUCGCUGGGCCACGGGGAUGCCGGGAGUCUCCCAGCUGCAGCUCCCGCCGGCCCUGGGCCGCCAGCCGGGCAUGGCGCAGUCUCUGUCACAGUGCAGCCUGGGUCCGGGCCCGCCGCCAAACUCCAUGGGUCUCUCCAACGGCCUGUCCUCCAACGGGUCCGGUCUGCAGUCCCACCUCUACCAGACGCCUUUCCCCGGAAUGUCGGCCUCUCUCUCCGGCCCCACGAACGUAUCGGGCUCCCCGCAGCUGUGUAGCUCCCCGGACAGUGACAUGUGGAGAGGGACAAGCAUCGCGUCACUGAGGCGCAAAGCGCUGGAGCACACAGUGUCCAUGAGUUUCACUUAGUGAUUUUUCCCAAACCCCACCACACCCUUCUGCCCCCGACUCCCUCUACCAGCCCCAUCCCGCGGCUCCUCUUUUUCUUCUGUUUUUACUCCCGCUAUUUAGAUCAAAACGAGAGAGCGGGCGAGCUAAUCAGGCCUGAAAUGUGAGAAAAUGGAGAUGAAUGUGACUUCACGGUGAUUGAAAAAAAAU
Salarias fasciatus (jewelled blenny) is the source of this 1283-nucleotide messenger RNA. RefSeq names its product homeobox protein orthopedia B-like. Gene Ontology annotation, molecular function: DNA-binding transcription factor activity, RNA polymerase II-specific; DNA binding. Gene Ontology annotation, biological process: regulation of DNA-templated transcription; neuron differentiation. The coding region runs from base 129 to 1094 and encodes 321 amino acids. The record is from RefSeq and is a predicted model, not a curated record. NCBI's taxonomy places the organism in Eukaryota, Metazoa, Chordata, Actinopteri, Blenniiformes, Blenniidae. The transcript has 3 exons.